UCACCCUAUCUUCCCAUUUCAAUGGAGCAUUUCUUGUUUUUUCCUUUGUUCUUCUUCACCCUUUUCAUUGGGCUUCGUUACCAUUCCUUUCUCUCUCUCUCCCUCUCUCUCUCACACACACAGAGUAGUCUCUUUCUCUCUCUAAAAACCUAUCAUCGGAUCUGAGUUCCCACGGGUAACCCAUCUCCCCUACUGAUAUUGUUGACAUACUCACAAACUCCCAUUUUCGUUUUCACUCUUCACCGGUCACUUUCAGUCACACAGAGAUAUACAUUACUCUGUUUGACGAAGUGGUGUUCAAGAUUUGGCCAUUAAAGCUAUUGUUGAGCUGAGUUGUGAGCUGGAUCUGAGUAUUCUUGGAAGGGGUUGAGGUGAUUUUGGGGGAAUUUUCCUACAUACCCACAAACUCCCAUUUUCGGUUUCACUCUUCACUGAUCAAUUUCAGUCCAUUUGACGAAAUGGGUGUUGAAGAUUUCACCAUUUAGAGCUACUUUGAGCUCAGUUGUGAGGUGGAUCUUAGUAUUCUUGGAGGUGAGGUUGGUGUGAUUUUGGUGGCAUUUUCAUGGGAAUGCCUCCAUUUGGAGGAGAAGAAUGAGCAAAGCAAGAGAAGAAGAAGGCGAGAACGAGUGGUUUCACGAUUCUCUUGAUCGUUUGCUCUCUUCUGCAAACACUUCUUGUUCCUCUUCUUCUUCCCCUUCCGAAGACGAAGGAGAGGAAGAUAUAGAUUGUAUUUCAAAUAGGGGUUUCUCCAAUUAUGCAAUGGGAGUUUCGAAUAACUAUGAUGUGUGGAUCUCUGAACCUUCCUCUAUUGAAGAACGCAGACUCCGGCUUUUUCGUCAAAUGGGUCUCAGCAAAUCGGUUUCAUCAGUUCAUUUGAAGUGUCAAGCUGUUUGUGCUGAAGGUUUACCUGAUUGUAGUAGUUCCCAAGCUAGUAGUGGUAAGUGUAGUGUUUCUGGGACCGUUCGAUCAAAAUUGGAUGUCGAUUUCAAUUGCUAUAAUUUUUCUUCAGUUCAUAAAAGUAGUGAUAUUCCUUGUGUUAAUUCUAUUUCCUCGUCAUCAGUAUCUGUCAAUGUAGCCAAUGGUGGUAACUGUAUAGUUGUAAAUAAUGAUGAAAACUCGGGUCAAAGUCACGGUGAUGAUCAAUUACAUGAGGGAAAUGGAUCUGCAUUGAUGAUUAGAGCUGAUUCCAGGGACAAUGAGAGUUGUAAUUUGUUGCCGGUAGUGGAAAAUGGUGGGUUUGGGGAUGAUUCGGAAUCAAAUAGAGAUGUUGAAAUUGAGGAGAGCGUGUGCACGAUAAAGAAUCUUGAUAAUGGAAAGGAGUUUGUGGUUAAUGAAGUGAGGGAGGAUGGGAUGUGGAACAAACUUAAGGAAGUCAGUACAGGAAAGCAGUUGACUAUGGAAGAAUUUGAUGUGUGUGUUGGAACUUCACCAAUUGUUCAAGAAUUGAUGAGAAGACAGAACGUGGAAGAUGGGAAUAAUAAUAAUUUUGAUUGUAAUACGAAUGGGAUUGGUGGGUCUGGGAUUAAGACUAAGAAGAGAGGAAGCUGGCUGAAGAGCAUUAGAAAUGUGGCUAGCUCGGUGAAAGGUCAUAAGGAGCGGCGGAGUAGUGAUGAGAGGGAUACGUCUUCUGAAAAGGGUGGCCGAAGGUCAAGCUCUGCCACAGAUGAUAGUCAGGAUGCUUCCAUACAUGGACCUGAAAGAGUUAGGGUGAGGCAGUAUGGGAAGUCCAGCAAAGAACUUACAGGUCUUUAUAAGAGCCAAGAGAUACUGGCACACAAUGGGUCUAUUUGGACCAUACAAUUUAGUUUGGAUGGAAAAUAUCUUGCCAGUGCUGGUGAGGACCGCGUCAUACAUGUUAGGGAGGUUACAUCAUCAGACAGAAAAGGUGAUCUAUUGCUGGAUAAACCAGAAGAUGGAAAUUUGAAUCUAUUGCUUUCGGCAAAUGCAUCUCCAGAGCCAACUACUAUGUCACCAAAUUUUGAUGGCCACUUGGAGAAGAAAAGAAGAGGAAGGUCAUCUGUAAGUCGAAAAUCAAUGGGUUUUGACCAUAUUUUGGUGCCAGAGACAGUUUUUGUGCUUUCAGAAAAGCCUAUCUGUUCAUUUGAGGGCCAUUUGGAUGACGUGCUUGACCUCUCGUGGUCCAAGUCUCAGCAAUUGCUCUCAUCAUCAAUGGACAAAACAGUGCGGCUUUGGGAACUGUCUAGCAAAUCUUGUUUGAAAAUCUUCUCGCACAGUGACUAUGUAACCUGCAUCCAGUUUAACCCUGUUGAUGAUAGAUACUUCAUCAGUGGCUCCCUAGAUUCUAAGGUUCGCAUAUGGAGCAUUCCUGAGCGGCAAGUUGUUGAUUGGAAUGAUCUGCAUGAGAUGGUCACUGCUGCUUGCUAUACACCAGAUGGUCAGGGGGCACUUGUUGGAUCAUACAAGGGGAGCUGUCAUUUGUACAACAUAUCAGAUAAUAAAUUGCAGCAAAAAGCUCAAAUAAAUCUGCAGAAUAAGAAGAAGAAGACUCACCAAAAGAAAAUUACUGGUUUCCAGUUUGUGCCAGGAAGUAUGUCACAAGUGCUUAUAACAUCUGCAGACUCAAGAAUUCGGGUUGUUGAUGAUGCUGAUCUUUUUCACAAGUUCAAAGGUUUCCGCAAUACGAGUAGGCAAAUCUCAGCAUCUAUGACCGCUGAUGGUAGAUAUGUGGUCUGUGCCAGUGAGGAUUCACAUGUCUAUAUCUGGAAACACGAAGGUGACUCUCGACCAAGCAGAAAUAAAGGUGUUACUGUUACACAAUCUUAUGAGCAUUUUCAUUCUCAAGAUGUUUCAGUGGCCAUUCCUUGGCCUGGCAUGUCAGAUACUAGGAAAUAUCAUACUUCAUCUUCUGGGGAACAAAGUGGUCAUGAUGGUCUCGACGAGGUCUCCACUGCUAACCAUCCACCUUCACCUGUUGAAGAGAUUGGCGUCGAGUGCUCGCCAUUGACUUCAGGCUGUGGUAACAGUCCUCUUCAUGGAACCAUAUCUAGUGCCACAAACAGUUACUUUUUUGAUAGAAUCACAGCAACAUGGCCCGAGGAAAAACUUCUCUUAGCUACGAAAUAUCGUAGUCCUCGAGUGAGUACAGAUGCUAGUAUCGACUUCUCCAAUGGCUUAACUCAAACAAAGUUCUGCUGGGGUUUGGUCAUUGUAACUGCAAGCCACCGAGGGGAGAUCAGGACUUUCCAAAAUUUUGGCUUACCAAUACGGAUUUAAGGCACCAACAAGAAGGUCCAAGCCUCUAGAGCAUUGCUCAAGAUGCCACAGUACACAGCUACAACCAAGUUUACCAAAUUUGUACAGAUAGAUAUGUAAUAUAAGUUUUUUUUCCCUUUCUUUUGUAUCAAAACUUAGAUAAGGAAUUGUGAAGGGGGACAAAAGAUCUAUAAUGAUAUGAGGAUAGUACGAUGAAAAGGAAAAAAAGAAGGUACAUCUUUGUUAGUAAAGGGAUAGUUUGUUUUCUGUAAUCAGCAAUUGUAGAGUUGGAAAUCUUGUAAUUUCAUGAGUUGAAGCAAAAUUCUUUGGAAAUUCAUUCAAACUUCAAGUAGGAUUUGUAUA
This is a messenger RNA of Solanum dulcamara, 3576 nucleotides long. RefSeq lists its product as uncharacterized. Gene Ontology annotation, molecular function: protein binding. Bases 592 to 3234 code for a protein of 880 amino acids. The transcript has 7 exons. NCBI's taxonomy places the organism in Eukaryota, Viridiplantae, Streptophyta, Magnoliopsida, Solanales, Solanaceae. The record is from RefSeq and is a predicted model, not a curated record.